AUGGCUGUUAAAAUACAUUCUCCAGUAUCCAGAAAAAAAAUAAGUUCUACUACAUAUCCUUUAUAUUUUACUCUUUUUUUCGAAAGGUUAAAAAAUUAUGUUUCCGAUAGGAUUAGUAAUGUAAAAAAUUCAGAAAAUUACAAUAAAUUAUGCAGGCAUUUAAACUAUGACAUCGAUGAUGCACAAGAAAUAUUUUCUACAUAUGAUUUCUUAAAUAUUCCUAGAGAUGCUAAAGUAGCAUCAUGGAAUAGAAAUAUUGAAAAUCAUUUAGAAAGGGAAAUGCGUAUAAAGUCAGAAAAUAAAUGUAAAAGAAUAUAUCCUUUUUAUCCAAGAAUUCAAAGACACAGACGAAAAAUGUUGGAAGAUUAUUGUGAAGAAAGGGAUAAAAGAAGAGAUGAAGUUAAUGCUUCAGAUAAUUAUGAACAAAAAUGUUUAGAAUUUAACGAAUGGGUAAUUACGAAUGAGAACGCAAUUAAUAAUUCAUUUAAUAAUAAUAUAACUGAUGAUGAUAGAAUUAAAGGAGCAUAUACUAUUGAUAAUAAUUGUACUUUGAGAAAAGCAUCUAUUUUAUUUCCACGAAUAGAGUGUAAAAAUGAGGAAGAAAAAAAGGAAGACGAACCUGAAGAGGAAACAGACUCUGAUGAUGAAUAUAGUGGAGAAGAGGAUGAAGGCCCAAAAGAACCUGACGACGAAACAGACUCUGAUGAUGAAGACCCCAAAGAACCUGAAACUCCGAAUCCCCCCCCUGAAAAUGAGGGUACUGAGAUACCUGGAUUUUCUAAUUUACCUCCAUAUGUUGGUUUUAACCAUUUACAAACAGAAUCUGGAAGGUUUGUACGUGAUUCUCCUAGGUUAAUAUUUGAUAUGUUCGAUAAUUUUUUUCAGUUACCAAUAUUUGGGAAAUCCAAAAUUACAAGUACUGCAGAAGGUUUUAGCCAUAUUUUUAAUAUACGCAUUCCACCUACAAAUGUUGUAGUACCAACUCCUAAGAUUCCACCUACUGGUAAUCCUCCUAUGCAAGUAACACCAUAUCUUAUAUUUAUUCCUAUAGGUUUGUUAAUCCUUCUAAUUUCCAUAAUCCUGAAUUUAAUGGAUAAAAAAAAAGAAAUGAUAGCAGUGAGAAAAGAAGAAAAAGUUAAAGUGAAAACUGUGGUUCCUUCUGCUGUGUAUAUAAGAAUAAAAGAAUUAGAAAAGUUACGUGAAGAAAUAAAGGAAAAGCAAAAAGAAAAAUUAAAAAAAAAAAUACAGGUUAAAAAAAAAGUUGAAAUUAUAGAGGAUCCUUAUAAAAUUAAAUUAUUAGAAAGAAAGAAAUGGUUAUGGAAAACUAUUAUAGAAAUACAUAUGUUAAUUUUGGAAGAACAAAGAAAAGCAGAAUGGGAAUUUAAUAAAGGAGAUUUUUUAAAUAUAUGUAUUGAUGAAUUUUCAAGGCAGGAAAAAAAAUCAGAUAUAAAUGUAAUAACAAGUGAUUUGUUAUUUGGUGAAGAAAAAGAUGUAGAAACUAUAUAUAUGAUGAAUAAGCAAAGCGAUAUGUGGUAUAGAUGGGUUGAACGGCAUGAACAUAUGUUAGAAAAAUGGAAAGAAGAAGAAUGGUUUUUAAGAUUAAAAGAGAGUUGGAGAGAUGAAGAAGAAGAGUAUAUGAAAAGAGCUUAUAAAGAAUUAUUAAUUAGUUUAAGAGGUGAUAAAUAUCAUAUGUCCCAAAGACAAAAAAUUAUUUGGAGAAUAUGGAUUGCAAAACAUCCAUUUAGAGUUAGAGAAUUUGUUAUAGAUAAAUGGUUUAAUAAAUUAUUUGAAGAGCUUGAAAAGGAAGGUAUCAUAUCGGAUGAAGCCAUAAGAAAUUUUAUAUCUUUACAUGAAGAACAAUAUGAUGAAGAACAAAUCGAAGAAUUCAUAAAAUAUAAAAAGAAAGUGUUGGUGGUUAUAUUAUGGAUAAAAAUAUAUAUGUCAAUAUUGGAGGAAUAUAUAAAGGAAGAAGAUAUAGAGAGUGAAAAGUUAUUUAUAGAUACAUCGUUUGAAGAAUUAAAAAAGAAAAAAGAAAUAGAAGAAGAAGUGAUAGAAGAUUUGAAAAAAGAUAUAUAUGGAAUAGAUAAAAUGAAAGAACUUGAAAAGUAUAAAGGAGAGGAUUGGUUUAAGCAAAUGCAACAAGAUUGGAUUAGAAGAGAAUAUAAAUUUGUUUCGUCAUAUAAUUUGGGAAGUGACGAUGAAGAGGAGUUUUAUGAAUUUGUUAAAAAACCAACAAUGGAAAUACAGAAAGAUUUGUUAAAAGAACAAUGGAGAAAUAUAGAAUUAAAAUGGAUUGAUGAAGAUAAUGAUGAAGAUUGGUUGGAAGAUGAAUUGUUAAAAAAAAGGAAGUAUAUAAAACCUGAAGAUAAAAUGAAACAUAGAAUAAUUAGAGAGGAUGAUAUAUAUAGCGAAGAAUUAAAAAUUUAUGAUGAAAUAGAAAAAAGAGGUAUUUAUUUAUUAAAUAAAAAGGUAUUGAAAUGGAAAAUCAUCAUUGAAAUACAUUUGGAGGUAUUAUACGAUUGUAAAAUGGAACAGUGGGAAAAAAAUAAAGAAGACUUUUUAGAUAUAUGUAUAGAAGAAUUAGUAAAAAAACAAAAUGAAGAUAAAAAAAAUAAUGAAGAUUAUGAUUAUAUAACAAAUGAAAGUGAUAUUUACAACAUAGUGGAGAAUACCAAAUCAUUUUGGAAUAUCUGGACAAAUAGACACAAUUAUAUGUUAGAAAAAUGGAAUAAAGAAAAUUGGUUUGUUCAAUUAAAAAAUGAGUGGGAUAAUGAACAAAAUGAAUAUAUGAGAAAAACAUACAAAGAAUUAUUAAUUAGUCUUAAGGGUGACAAAUAUAAUAUGUCGCAGAGACAAAAAAUAAUUUGGAGGAAAUGGAUUGCAAAACAUCCUUACAAAAUAAAUGAAGAAAUUAUAAAUAAAUGGUUAAAUCAUUUAUUGGAUGAGAUAGAUAAAAAUGGUAUUAUUAGUGACGAAGCUAUAAAAAAAUUUUUAUCUUUAGAAAAAGAUAUAUCGGAUGAGGAGUUACAUAAAUAUAGAAAGAAAAAAUUAGAAGUAAUUUUGUGGAUAAAAAUAUAUAUGUCUGUUUUGGAAGAAGAGAAGAAUGAAGAAUUAGAGAAAAGCAAGGAGUCCUUUUUAAAUACAUGUAUAGAUGAGUUAAAAAAGGAAGAAUAUUCUGAAGAAAAUGAAAGAAUGAUAUCAAUGGUUGAUGAAAUGAAAAAGGGAUUUCAUAUAUGUGAUAAGGUACAAGAUGACAAAAAGUGGAAAAAUGAAGAAUGGUAUAAUAAUUUGAAGAAAGAAUGGAUAAAAGAAGAAGACAAAUAUAUAAAUUCUUUGGAUUUAAUGGAAAAGAAUGAAAUAUAUGAGGAUGAUUUGUUAAAUAAUCCCCUUAUAGAAGUAGAAAAAGGUGUAUUAUUAAAACAUUGGAAAGAUAUGUAUAUAAAAUGGAUUGAUGAAGAUAAUGAAAGGGAUUGGUUGCGUAUCGCAAUAGAUAAAGAUAAUAUAAACACAGACGAAAUGAAUGAGGACAUAAAUAGAAUGAUCGAGUUGAAUAAAUUAAACGAUUAUUCAAAUAAAUUGCAUGAUAAUAAAAGUAUCAAAUGGAAAACUAUCAUAGAAAUUCAUAUGGAAGUUUUGAACGACUGCAAAAAUGAAGAGUGGGAAAUGAAUAAAGGGGACUUUUUAGAAAUAUGCUUGCAAGAAUUUGGAAAUAUUGAAAAUAAGGAAUAUUCCCAUAUUAUAAAUAACAUGUUAAUGAUAGGAGACCUAGAAUAUAAACAUUUAAAUGUGGAUGCAAUAGAUAGACAAAAUAAUUUGUGGAAUAGAUGGAUAGAAAGACAUAGAUAUAUGUUGGAAAAAUGGAAAAAAGAAAAAUGGUUUAUUAUAUUGAAAGAGAAUUGGAAGAAUGAAGAGAAUAAAUAUAUGAGAAAAGCUUAUUUAGAAUUGUUGAUUAGUUUAAGAGAGGAUGUUAAAAAUCCAAUGUUACAAAGGCAAAAAAUUAUAUGGAGAAAGUGGAUUGCAAAAAAUUUAUAUCAUAUAGAAUCAAAUGUUAUAAAAAAAUGGUUUGAUAAAUUAUUAGAAGAAAUUGAAAGAAAAGGAGUUAUAGAUUUAGAUGAAUGUAAAAAUUUAAUGCAGUUGGAAGAAGAUGACGAAUAUUUGGAAGAAUUAAAAGAAUAUAGGAAAAAAAAAUUAAUAUGUAUCAUAUGGAUAAAAAUAUAUAUGAUGAUAAUUGAGGAACACAAAAAGGAGGAAUGUUUAGAAAGUAAAGAAAUAUUUUUGGAUACAUGUGUAGAUGAAUUGAAAAGAAAUGAAAAUUUAGAGGGUAACGAAUUAUGUGUGGAUGAUAUGAAAAAAAGUAUCCUAUUAAAUGAUCAAAAAGAAGAAAUAGAAAAAUUAAAAAUGAAAAAAUGGUAUAAAGAUUUGAAGAAAGAAUGGAUAAUUGAGGAAGAUAGAUAUUUCAGAUCAAUAAUAAAUGAAGAAGAUGAUGAAGAAUAUAAAGAUAUAAUAAGAAAGCCAUUAAGAGAUGUUGAAAAAAAAAUAUCAAAAAAGCAUUGGGAUGAUAUUCAAUUAAAAUGGAUAGAUGAAGAUAACGAAAGGGAUUGGUUAAAAAUUGCAAGUAAUGAAAAUGAAGAAGAUAAUUACGCUUAUACAAGAAAUAGGAAGAAAAAAUAUAUGAAUAUUUAUAGUGAAUAUUAUAAAAGGAAUAGAAAAAAAAGUGGAAAUAAUAUAUGUGAAAAAAUAAGUAAAAUAAAUAGAAUAAAUAUAGAAAAGGAAAUAUUGAAUCAUGAUAUGGAAAAUACUUAUCAAGAAGCAGAUGACUAUAAAUUAAAGAAUGAAUAUUUUGAUAUUUGCUUUGAUUUGUUGAAAGAAGGAAAUAUGUAUUAUACAAAUUUAUGGAUAAAAAAUAAAACAAUUGAUGAUUCAUAUGAAUAUUUGGAUAAUAUAUUAAAUAAAAUGUUGGAGAAACAUAAAUUAUUGUUAUAUAAUAUGAAAGAAAAAAAUAAGAUAUUAAUUGAUGAACUGGAAAAAGAGGAAUGGUUUAUUAAUUUGUGGAAUGAUUGGAAUGAAGAAAGAAAUAAUCAUAUGAAAAAUAUACCAUAUAAAUAUAAUAUUACAAAAGUUUUUGAUGACGAAUUAAAAUAUUUAUAUAUUGAAGAAGAGAAAGAAAUAUGGAAAGAAUGGAUAUUAAAAAAUAUAAAUAAUAUAGAGGAAUGGGAACAUGAAUACUGGUUUAAUGAUUUAUUAGAAAGAUAUGAAAUGUUUACAAUUGAUUUUAGUGAUGAAAUAUAUAGUAUAGAAUUAGAAAAUUAUUUGAAAGAGAAAAUAUUAAAAGUAGCAUUGCUAAUAGAUAUAUUUAUGGCAAUUUUAGAUACAAGUUUUAAUGAAGUGAGUGAGGAGAAUAAUGAAUAUUUUACAAAAUCGGAAAUGGAAAAUAUGGAAUAUGAUAUGAUAUAUGAUUACAAUGAUGAAGAGGAAAAAAUAAAAAUAAGAGAAUGGUUUGAAAAAUGUAUAACUGAAACACAAAAUGGAAAGAUAGCCAAAAAGAAUAAAAUGAAAAAAGUAUCAUUUCAAAAAGAAUUAGAAGAAAAAGGAAUUAUGAGCGAAAAAUUAGAAGGUGAAACUUCUGUAUAUAAUAAACAAUUGAUAGAACAAAAAAUGAAUAUAUUAAAAGAAAGUUAUAAUAGAAAUGAGGAUAAUAAAUCCAUGAUAUGA
Messenger RNA from Plasmodium adleri (nom. inval.), 5712 nucleotides. RefSeq names its product surface-associated interspersed protein 8.3 (SURFIN 8.3). NCBI's taxonomy places the organism in Eukaryota, Apicomplexa, Aconoidasida, Haemosporida, Plasmodiidae. The record is from RefSeq and is a predicted model, not a curated record. Bases 1 to 5712 code for a protein of 1903 amino acids. The transcript is spliced from 3 exons.